GGGACGGUGGCGGACUUCACUAAUGUCUGCCUGCUUUUAGAAAGGUGCGUGUCCCCAGUGUCCGCUUCGGUCGCCCGGGUAGGAAUGCGCCUCUUGGCUUUGACGCUUGUUGAUUUUUUUGGGGAAGAAACAUUAGUGACAAAAGAGGUAUAAAUAGAGUCAUGGUCUGGAUUCGUUUUCGCCUGUGGUAUAUUGACGCGCAAGUUUGAUCCAUAAACGUUGAUUCACAGUUAGCGGGCUAGCUAGUCAGCUAAGUAAGGUAGCUUACUUGCUAGCCGUGGCUAUUUAGCUAGCUAGCUUUUGGUGUCGGCUAAACGAGUCUAGUAGGAGAUAAUCGGACUGAUUGUAGACAGCAGCCGGCAUUUUUGAGAGACCAGGGGGUGGCAAGCGGGCCGGGGGGUUGGGAGGAAAACCACGGGGGAGACGUGAGCCAGGAGCGGCCGAUGAGUUCGGAUCAGGGCGGAGAGCCGCCGCAGUUGCAGGAGGAGGCUGAUCCGGGACCGGAGACCUGCGUGGAGGACGAGACACCACUCGGGAUCGGGGGAGGGUCAGGCGGCAUGGUCACCUCCAAGGGCGCCGGUCUGAAUCCCAAUGCCAAGGUUUGGCAGGAGGUGGCAGUGACCCCUGCUGAGUCCAAUGUGGAGGGGCCCGAUGGAGCCCAGUGGUCCCAGGCUAACAUCACCGACGGUUAUUCUGAGCCUUUACCCUCUGGUAGUAAACUGUUCAGUGCUGCGUUCACGUCCUUGGAUGACGGUAGUUCCUUAGCCGCGGCUGAGAUUGCUGUGAAUGGCAUGGAUCCCCCAGAAGUGGGCUUCGUCCCCGCCGAAACCACUGGAUCCUCAGGGGAGGCCAAGCUGACCGAUGAGCUGCCCAUCUCCUCGGAGAACCUAAGAGAGUCCCUCAAGAAAGAGCUGGAGUUCUACUUCUCCAGGGAGAACCUGUCCAAGGACUUGUAUCUGAUGUCUCAGAUGGACAGUGACCAGUUUGUCCCCGUGUGGACCAUUGCCAGUAUGGAGAGCAUCAAGGCCCUCACCUCUGACAUGGAGCUCAUCCUGGAUGUACUUCGAUCCUCUCCGAUGGUACAAGUGGACGAGAAAGGGGAGAAGGUGCGUCCUAAUCACAAACGCUGCAUCAUCAUUCUGAGGGAGGUCCCUGAGACGACGCCCGUCGAGGAGGUGGAGUCUCUUUUUAAAAGUGACAGCUGUCCCAAGGUGAUUAGUGUGGAGUUUGCCCACAACAACAACUGGUACAUCACAUUCCAAUCCGACACAGAUGCUCAGCAGGCGCACAGAUAUUUAAGAGAGGAGGUGAAAACGUUUCAGGGAAAACCAAUCAUGGCGAGGAUAAAGGCCAUCAACACGUUCUUCGCUAAGAACGGCUACCGCGGCAUGGACAGCAGUGUGUACGCGGCCCAGCCGACUGCCCAGAACCAGAACCAGUCCCAGUACAGCCCCAGCCUGUACAUGCCCCAUGUGUACAGCCCCCAGCAGCAGUACCCCCUGUAUGGCAUCGUCCCGCAGACCUGGGCGCCCUCCCCGACGCCCUACUUCGAGACGCCGCUGGCACCGUUUCCCAACAGUGGGUUUGUGAAUGGAUUCAGUUCCCCUGGACACUACAAGAGUGGCAACAACUCCCUCAAUAUGACUCGUCCCUUCAACAGAAACCGUGUGCCACUCUAUUCAAGAAAGAAUGUAAUAAAUGCCUUCAGGAACCAUGUGAAGCCCCCGGGCGGGAGGCCUGGCGACGUGACCCCCACACCGGUGACCCCUGUGCCCCUGGAGAGCUUGACCGGCCUGCGGAGUCCCCAGCCCCCCCCUGCCACCACGGCUCCCGGUCCCCUACAGACCCAGACGCCUCCAGACGUGACCUCGGCCUUCCCACACCUCGCCACGCCCUCAGACCCCAAUGAUGACGGGAGCCUGGCAGGACGAGGAAGGAGGGGACCGUACAGAGGCACGAGACGAAGGAGAGAAGAUGAGCGCAUUACGAAACCGCUGCCCCUGGCCGAGGUAAAGGCCCCGCCACCCAAGUUUGACCUGGCCGCCACCAACUUCCCCCCGCUGCCGGGUUGCGUGAUCAGCACCCUGGGGGAGCCGGUCCUGGAGACCAGGAUGUCCGAUGUGGUACGAGGACUCAACCGAGACAAGACGGAACACGCCAGUAAGGAGUCCAACAAGGAGGUGAAUGUCCCCCCAGCUCACGAGGAGACCACGUCGGUCUCCAGUCCUGCUCUGCCUGCCGCCAAACCCGCCGUCCCCCCCUACGGGCCCCCCGCCCACAGCCCCGCCCCCCUGCCUCACGCCCCCGUCGCCAGCACACCACAUAUGGAGAAGAAGUGGGAGAAGACAGAGAGGCUGGCCGAGCCCCCAGCCCCCAAAGUGACCCCCUCCAGCGCGCCUGUUUCCUCCGGGCCCAACCCGGCAGGCCCGCCCUCCAUACAGCAAGCUGUGUCCGGACACAGACCCCAACAGACCCCAGUGUCCUGCACUCCGCCCCUGGCAGCCGCACAGACAACCCCGGCCUCCACCGUCACCACUACCCCGGCACCCCUGGAGCCCCGCAAGCUAAGCUAUGCCGAGGUGUGCCAGCGCGCCCCGCCUCCUGCCCCUCCAGCCCCCACCGCCUCCUCCACGCCUGGCCAGCCCCUGCGCGAGCUGCGUGUCAACAAGGCAGAGGAACCGGGCUCCGGCCCGGUGGACCCCCCCAGGGGUGACCGGCAGGACAAGGCCCAGGACAAGGAGCGGGACGGGGGCUGGGAGUGCAAGGAGAGCCGGCCCAGGGAACGCGAACACCGGGACGGGGGAUACUACCGCAACAACGGACCCCCCAGGCAGGGGGGCUCCGGGGGCCUCAAGUUUCGCGAACAAAGACGGGGUCCACCAGCGGCGCGGCGCAGCUCUCCACAAGGAGGGCCUGGACAUACUGGCAAAGAGCAGAACAUCCCCCCGGUUUCACCAAAGUAAAACUUCUGAUAUGAAUGAUGAAAACACACAAAAAAAGAAGUAUGAAAAAUAUAUACGUGGAUAUAUAAAUAUAUUACAAAAAAUGAAAUGCAUAUAAAAGCAACAACCUUAUCACAGUAGCCACCUCUCCUCCCAAUCUGACUCCUGGAUAGUCGUCCCAAUAACGAGAAGCUUUCUGAAGUGACAAUAAUGAAGUGAAGACGGAAGACAACCAGACGUCCAGGAGACAGGGGCCCAGUGAGAAACAUCUGACAGUGUAAACUUGUGUUUCAGAGAGGAAUUUCGAAAAGGAAAAAAAAAAAAACAUCUUAUUUAAGCCUCGUAACAAAUUAAUUGGUCAAAUUUAAAAUCAAUGAUUUUAAAAUGUGAUUUAUUUGGAGGCUGAUUCCUUUUCCUCUCCAUGAGGACAAGUGGGAUGCUGGGCCCUGUAUAAAGGGGGUCAACCAUUUCAUUUUAAACAAUAUAUGUUGCUCUGCAAAGAACAUAUGCACUAAAGAAGAAAAGGAACCUGCAUAUAUGUCAUAUACAGAGAGAUCACUAACAAUGUAACAACGAUGAAAACAUAUUUUCUCCCCCUUUUUUUUUUCCCCUGUGUGUAUGUUUGGCGAGGUUGAAUGGCUGAGAAGGUGGUUAGAUUGAUCGACGUGUCUGUUUAUGCAUUGAUUGUUGCUAAGCAAACUGAUUGGAAAAGAGUGCUACAGUUUAGUUUGUCUUGGCACUGAUUUACACGGAACAAACGAACAGCUGAUUGUGAUUCUAACGUUCUAGAAUCUGAAUCAAUUACCUGAAAUUAGGCAGUUAGAGGUGACCCUCUAAUGGUUACUUAUGAGAAAUUAAGAUAAUUUGAGCCUUGUUAAUGAUUGGCUCAUCUAGGUUACCAGUGAACUUUCAAAUAUUGGUAAUUAUCAAGCUACAGUUUUAUGUCUGUUUAGUUUUUUUCUCUUUUCUGUCCAGAGCCCUAUGUAUGAAUGUCAUAUAUAUAUGGCUGGUUUGUGGAAGGAAGGAAUGGUGAAAUUAGAAUUUUUUGGUUUUCUUUUAAGCUAAGAUCCACUUGUGGUGAGGCAACACGUGGCGGGUUCCGACUUCUCAGCGUGUUAGCCAAGAUGGCAGAAUCCUGGUCCAAAGCUGUUCAUUUUAAGUUGUUUCAUCUCUUGACAUCUUUAUUUCCUGAUAGGUCUGGAUUUUCCAUCUUCUAACAAAUUCAGAUCAUGCAUACUGAUAGUCAGUCAGGCUUUGUUUACAAUGUACUAUUCUCAGUGGGUUUGUAGCUUAGGCGAUAUGUUUUUUUUGGCGGGGGGGGGGGGGGCUAGGGAAUAGAUGCAUUGAAGUAACCUGGGUGUCAGUUGGCUUUUGCUCUCAUCUUAACUUUUUUUAUGGGAUUUUCUUAAAUUCACAUCAAUGGAGAUGACGAGAACAAACCGAUCUGGGACCGGUGUUAAGCUUGAUUCAGUCAAACCCGACUCUGUCUCGGUUAACAAGUUUACCUGAAUGGUUCUCGCAAGAUCUGGUUGAUUCUGCUCCACAUCAAGGCAGGACAUUCAGGUGAAGCUAACUAAUUUAACUUUGUGUAUUGUUAAAAAAAAAGGAAAAAAGUUGGUUUAGGAGUUUCCGAUUCAGAAAUAGUCUGUAGCGCCGUUAGCAGAGACAUUUGAUUUACCUAGCCUGUAUAAUCCAUUUGGCAGCCAAGUGAGGGGGGGGGGGGGCUUUAACAACAUCAGACCAUUUCCGUGUGCUAUGUUCCAGUUGCCUAUGAUCUUAGUUGAUUUGGUAGGGUUAAAGCUUUGGCCUAUCUUCCGAACGGCAACCUAUUCUGUAUAUAUUACACUGGUUUUGACCAGGGAUCUGGUCGGAGGUAGUAUCCUGAAUAUGCAAUAAGAUGCCCUUUGGAACAUUCUCUUGAGUCGGAAUGGCUCAGUGAGGUCGGUUAAGUGAUAUUUAAACUGAACAUGAAUAUGUGUAGUUGUAGUUGCCUAUGCUGUACCAUAUAACUUUUCACCAGAGGGGUGCGUGUGGGGGGAAUGUAUUUGUUCUCAGGCUGAACUUCCAGAGAAAAGGAGGCAUCCAUCUCCACCUCCACAGAUUGUUUUGUGCUUUCUUUAGGGUGAGUUUGCCGUUUAAAAUUUGACGAAAAACCAAGACAGAAAAUUGACGUAGGUAUUUGCAGUUUGGACUCACUGUACAUUAUUUGCUUUUUAAAUUUUAUUUAUUUUAAUCCUACUGUGCAACGCUUUUUUCCAAUCUUGGUAGGCUGGUUUCCCCAAAGUUGUGUGUGAAGUCUCAUUGGCAAAGAAUCACGCAUAAGACAACAUAUUUGUAUAUUGUUUGAGAUUUCAGCUGAAAGAAAUACUUGAUGCGUUGACUUUGGGUCUAGUAAUGCUGUUAUAAAUGAGUUAACCAAUCACAGAGGCUGUUUUUCAUUAUGUUCUGAGCAGCUAGUGAUCUAGUGUAAUGAAAUAAAUGCACUAACUUGUUUAAAAAAUAAUCUUACUGUUUAAGUAAUGUGAAAUCAUUUUAGAAGCAUAUGGUGAUGAUGAUGUUGAUAGGCUUGCGAAAAUCUACAGGAAUAGCGUUUUUUUUUUUCUCUCUCCAUGUUUUGGGUUAUUUUUCUGUUAAAAUUUUGGGUUCGGGUGGCGACAUGGUUAUAUAGCAAAGGAUCGAUUAAGUGUUUGAGACACUAAAUUCUAGAACUCUGUAUGAAAUGUCACCAAAAAAAAUAAAUUAUUUUGAUUUGG
This is a messenger RNA of Esox lucius (northern pike), 5695 nucleotides long. RefSeq names its product la-related protein 4 (gene larp4aa). Lineage: Eukaryota; Metazoa; Chordata; Actinopteri; Esociformes; Esocidae. The coding region runs from base 444 to 2963 and encodes 839 amino acids. Gene Ontology annotation, biological process: positive regulation of translation. Gene Ontology annotation, molecular function: mRNA 3'-UTR binding. The record is from RefSeq and is a predicted model, not a curated record. Gene Ontology annotation, cellular component: cytosol; cytoplasmic stress granule. The transcript is spliced from 17 exons.